AUGCCUUCAAAUCGAAUCUUCCGGCCGGCAGUGAAUCUGCUAUCCGCGACCACGAGGAGAGUCCGGCCUGCAACAUGUAGUCGGCUCUACGAAGCGGCGCGACAUGCGCAUACGAGCUCACAGGCGUUGGGGGUGUCAGCACGGUUGAGGCCGACGUUACAGACAGCAUCGAGGUUAUCAGCGGUAGCGCCGCGGGGCGCGCGAAGUAUUUUCAUACAAACCGAAACGACGCCGAACCCGGACGCGCUCAAGUUUCUGCCGAACUACAGGGUGCUACCCCCGGAGAUCCCUACGACUUUCAUCGAGUACUUAAACCCGCGGAGCACGAUCGCGCCGCCGUACCCGUCGCCGCUCGCCGCGCAGCUGAUGAACAUCGACGGAGUGACGUCAGUUUUCUACGGGCCCGAUUUUAUCACCGUGACGAAGUCGCCUGACGCCAACUGGGUGCAUGUCCGCCCGGAAGUCUUCAGCUUGAUCACUGAGGCUAUAACGGCGGGGCAACAAAUCGUCAACGUAAGCAGCAACGAGAGCGGGGAGCAAGGCCAGGAGGCUGCGGAGGAGGACAGCUUGAGCUAUAAUGAAAACGAUAGCGAAGUUGUAGGCAUGAUCAAGGAGUUACUUGAAACUCGAAUACGGCCUGCCAUCCAAGAAGAUGGUGGAGAUAUUGAAUUCCGGGGGUUUGAGGAUGGAUAUGUGAAGCUGAAGCUCAGGGGAGCAUGCCGGACUUGCGAUUCGAGUACGGUCACAUUAAAGAAUGGUAUUGAGGGAAUGUUGAUGCAUUAUAUCGAGGAAGUCAAAGGAGUACAUCAAAUAAUGGACCAGGAGGAAGAGAUCGCGAUGAAGGAAUUUGCAAAGUUCGAAGAGAAGCUUCGAGCACAGAAGGGGCCAGACGCAGCACCGUCUACACCUGGCAAGGAUUCAUUAGAUUCAGUGCCUGGAUAA
Messenger RNA from Daldinia caldariorum, 942 nucleotides. Its product is annotated as HIRA-interacting protein 5. Gene Ontology annotation, biological process: iron-sulfur cluster assembly. The record is from RefSeq and is a predicted model, not a curated record. The transcript has 2 exons. Gene Ontology annotation, molecular function: iron ion binding; iron-sulfur cluster binding. Gene Ontology annotation, cellular component: mitochondrion. Lineage: Eukaryota; Fungi; Ascomycota; Sordariomycetes; Xylariales; Hypoxylaceae. Bases 1 to 942 code for a protein of 313 amino acids.